AAAUUCAAACCCCCCACCUCCCAAUCUCUCACACCUUCCUUCUUCACUAUUCUUCAAUCUUCUUCUUCCCAAAUUUUAAAUUUUGAAAUCACCCCCUCUCUUUUCAACAUGAAUCCUUCCGGCUCCGGCUUCUUUCCCGACAAUCUCGCGCCAAGCGACGCCGCGAUGUGGUAUUACCAAGAGUUAGGCGAUCAACCGCCGAUCUACGAGACACAACAAUCGGGGUACGUCGAGCGAGAUUCAGUUCCGGAGACUCAACCAGAACCGACCGGGUCGAAAAAAAGUUCGGAGCAAACGAAGGAUGCGAUGUGGGAUCGUAUCGAGGAGAAGUUCUUCACGGCGAUGAACAAGGACGGCUCCUACCGAACCCGGAACCAACUCACUUCCAAAUGGAGCCACAUCAACCGUAAAGUCCGAAAGUUUAUCGGAGUUUAUGAGGAAUGCUCCCGGUCCCAGAGGAGCAGGACGAACGACAUCGAUGUUCUCCGGCUUGCCACGGCUCGGUAUCAAGACGGCGUGCACCAAGACAAGGUGUCCAUCGAUAUUUGGAGGAUUUUGAGCCGUUCCCCAAAGUGGCAACAACUCAACAAUCCCGACGGUGGAUCGUUCCAUAAAAGAUCCCCCGUCGACGCCGAGGUUGAGGUCGACGACACUAUCGGUUCGUCCGAUCAAAUCCCUCCCUUCAACGUUGCGGAUUCCGAUGAAGAGGACCCCAUUCCACGGCCAAUUGGAAGAAAGAAGGCAAAAUCCAUUGCCUCGGGUUUGGGAGGAUCUGGCUCUGUUUCCGUUUCUUCCUGCGACGAAAUCGGCCGGGAAAUGGUUGAACAACUUCAGACGUUCAAUCUCCGAGAACAAGAGUGGUUGAAGCUAAAGGAGAAGGAGUUGAAGCUAAAGGACCAAGAGGCCGAGAUGAAAGUCAUGGAAACCGACCUUUCAAUAUAAUUAAAUAAUAAAUUAAUUAUAUUUUA
Molecule: messenger RNA, 968 nt
Organism: Cuscuta campestris
Lineage: Eukaryota; Viridiplantae; Streptophyta; Magnoliopsida; Solanales; Convolvulaceae
Source: the annotation of a GenBank genome assembly